Saprolegnia parasitica CBS 223.65 is the source of this 956-nucleotide messenger RNA. RefSeq lists its product as hypothetical. The record is from RefSeq and is a predicted model, not a curated record. NCBI's taxonomy places the organism in Eukaryota, Oomycota, Saprolegniomycetes, Saprolegniales, Saprolegniaceae. Bases 31 to 912 code for a protein of 293 amino acids. The transcript has a single exon.
UUCCGUGGCAUCACAUUCGAAGCUACAACCAUGGACGACGGGCAGAUGUACCAGCAGUCGCCGCUUCCGCGAGGACCGCCCUCGGGCACGGACCUCGCGAUGGCCUUUGCCAAGAAGGCGUGGGCCGCGCCGUCGGUCCGUCGGCUCACGCUCAUGUGGCUCGUCGGCCUCUUCCUCAUGCUUCUAGCGCCGGCACCCAUCAAGGUCACCGACGAGAUGAAGCACACGUACGAAGCCAUGGUCGUCGAGGCUGCGCACGUCGAAGGCUACCAAGACGUGUGGAGCGAGGUCUUUAUGGCGCAGAGCGACUUGCAGGAGGCCAAGGUGUGGUUCUGGCGCUUCCGCCCCGAGCACCGCCGUGUCGUGAACGAGAAGCAAGGCAUCGUCGACAGCGCGCAAGCCAAGCUCGACGUGCUCGACAACGCGCGCGAAGAGAAAAUGCGCCAAGCCAAGGCGUACGUUGGUCUCUGGUCGGACUAUGGCCUCGACGAAGCGCGCACCAAGUUUUGGGCUGCGUUCGAAUCGGGCAAAGUGUUUGCGUCGCGCCGGACGUUCUGGCAGAUGCUCUUCACGGUCCUCGAUUCGCGCGAAGAGAACGUGUAUGGGCUCGUCAUCCAGUGGAUCUUCGUCUCGAUUAUCAACUUCACCUUUGGCCUCAUCGGCAGCCUCUUCUACUUUACGUUUGCGGUCAUCUCGAUGGUCUUUACGUACCAGCCCGACCCAUUGAGCGCGACAGCGUUCGUUUGCCUCGCGCUCCUCGCUGCCGCGUCCCUCGUUGCCACGUACCUCCUCGGCAUCUACGCCAUGGCCGCCGGUGCUGUCUACGGCGUCGGCAAGAUGGCGGCCAACAGCGCACGUCUCGAGCACGAGCGCCGCAGCCGCCUCCGAGGUGCCCACAUGCACGACGACUAGGUGAGAUGGACGCUUUAACUCCUACAUACAUGUCUGCCACAGGA